UGUUUUGCCCCCAUACGAAAUUAACGCCAUCUCAAAGUAGAAUUUCCUCUCUCUCUCUCUCUCUCUCUCUCAGAUUCAAAAGCUUUGAUACCUUUUUUCUCUUUUUGGAGUAUUUGAUUGAUUACCACACUUUUGAUUCAAACAGUUUCGCUAUUUCUUUAUCUAUGGAAGAUAAUCAAUGGCAUGACCCACUUCUUAUCACCGACGUUUCUUGGCAACUAGAACAAACUUCUCACUCUCACUACCCUUCAAUUACAUCGCCGAUUUCUCAAACGUCGACAAUGGCAGAUCCCGACGAUAUUGUUCAUGCUAAUACAAAUGAUGGUCAGUCCAUGUUGGGUUUUUCUCUAACAUCCCCAGACUUGGUUAUCUGUGCCGGUUCGCCUGAUAUUCCCAGCAGAAGCUAUGUGGAGUCGCCUCAGUUCUUGAAAGGUGGUUCAAUUGAACUUUCUCUAGAAAAUGGCAUCAAUGGGCCUGAAAUGGAGGGUAGUCAUGAAACCCCAGCUGCUGCAAUUUUUCCAGCAUCUUGGAAAUCGAGGGAGGACAAUGCCGAUGAGAAUCCAGAAGCUUCUUUGGUGCUUCUUCCAUUGCCAGUGAUCGAAGACAAGAUUUUGAACAAAUCGCUCCCAGUAAUAAGUAUUAAUUCAGGCUCAUUGGAUCGCACAACGAUUUUGGGUAGGACUAAAUUUCUAGAGGACAGUUGUUUUAAUGGUGGUGAUACUAUAAGGACUGAUACUAAAAUUGGGGAUGGAGGACUUGGUCUUUACCAAACUGCAAGAUUUGGCAACUUUUCAUAUCAGCUCAAGACAAUGGAGAGCGGAAAUUACAUCGUUGAUCUGCACCUUGCAGAGAUUGUGUUCACCGAUGGCCCUCCUGGGAUGAGAGUGUUCGAUGUUUACAUACAAGAGCAGAAGGCUGUUUCUUGCGUGGACAUUUUUGCGCGUGUUGGUGCAAAUAAACCCCUAGUUAUAGGUGAUCUGAAAGCUUUUGUUAGUGGUGAUGAUUGUCUAUCCAUUAGAUUUGAAGGAGUGACUGGAAGCCCUAUUGUAUGUGGCAUUUCUGUGAGGAAAGAUAUGUCUGCAAGUUUUGGGGAAGUUGAAUUGCUCAAAGCGAUAUCCAUGUCGCAAUUACCCGAAUGUGUGCCAUCAAAAGAUAGUGGGGUGUGUGAAGCGGGAGGAGAAUUUCAAAAGCUUCAAAUAGAGUUUGAGUGCCAGAAAAAGGAACUAACUGAAACAAGGAGGGUCCUAGAGAAGCUUAAGAGUGAGAAUGAAUGUAAGAGCAGAGAAUGCCAAGAAGCAUGGAAAUCUUUGCAGGACCUCCAAAAUGAGCUCAUGCGCAAGUCGAUGCAUGUUGGUUCGUUGGCCUUUGCAAUUGAGGGACAAGUGAAAGAGAAGAGCAGAUGGUUUUCAUCCUUGAGAGAUCUGAAAAGAAAAAUGAAGCUUUUGAAAAUGGAUCAAAUCAAGCUAUCAGAGGAGGCAUUGUCAUAUAAGAGGUGCUUGGUUGAUAUGAAUGACAUGAGCUCUAUCAUUCAGUCCAAAGUUAAUCAGCAAGUAGAAUUACACGAAGAUCUUAAAAUAAAAUUUAUCAAAGGGGCCAAGGAACGGAAAGAACUUUACAACAAGAUUCUGGAGUUGAAAGGAAAGAUUAGGGUCUUUUGCCGUUGUAGGCCUUUGAACACUGAAGAGAUUGCCUCAGGAGCUUCAAUGGCAAUUGAUUUUGAAGCUGCGAAAGAUGGUGAGCUAACAGUAAAAUCAAAUGGUGCACCAAAAAAGACCUUCAAGUUUGAUGCCAUUUUUGGCCCCCAAUCAAACCAAGUUGAUGUUUUUGAGGAUACAGCUCCAUUUGCAAGCUCAGUCCUAGAUGGAUACAAUGUGUGUAUAUUUGCUUAUGGGCAAACAGGCACGGGGAAAACAUUUACAAUGGAGGGCACAAAUGAAGCCCGUGGAGUCAACUUUAGGACUCUUGAGGAGUUGUUUCGAACCAUAAAUGAGCGUAAGGGGCAGAUCAAAUAUGAAAUAUCGGUUAGUGUUCUUGAGGUUUAUAAUGAGCAGAUACGAGAUUUGCUAGUACCAGGAACUCAGCCAGGCCCAGCAGUAACUGCAAAAAGGCUUGAAAUAAGGCAAGUGGGUGAAGGAAUACAUCAUGUCCCAGGACUGGUUGAAGCUCAGGUGAGUAACAUGAGUGAGGUCUGGGAAGUUCUACAGACUGGUAGCAAUGCAAGGGCAGUUGGAUCAACUAAUGCUAAUGAGCACAGUAGCCGAUCUCAUUGCAUACACUGUGUGAUGGUGAAGGGGGAGAAUUUACUGGAUGGAGAAUGCACAAGAAGCAAGCUUUGGCUGGUCGAUCUAGCGGGAAGCGAGCGAGUAGCCAAGACUGAAGUACAAGGUGAAAGACUAAAAGAAACCCAAAAUAUUAACAGAUCUCUCUCUGCACUUGGAGAUGUCAUAUCUUCUCUUGCAACUAAGAGCCCACACAUCCCUUUUAGGAACUCCAAGCUCACUCACUUGCUUCAAGACUCUCUAGGAGGAGAUUCAAAGACACUGAUGUUUGUACAGAUUAGUCCCAAUGAGAAUGACCUGAGUGAGACUCUUUGCUCACUCAACUUUGCAAGCAGAGUGAGAGGAAUAGAGCUGGGUCCUGCAAAGAAGCAAUUAGACAGCACUGAACUCAUAAAAUACAAACAAUUGGUUGAAAAGACCAAGAUAGAGUUGAAGAGUAAAGAUGUGCAGAUUAAGAAGAUGGAGGACACCAUUCAUGGUUUGGAUGUCAAGAUGAAAGAAAAAGACCUGAAAAACAAGAACUUGCAGGACAAGAUUAAGGAAUUGGAAUCGCAACUCCUGAUUGAGAGAAGGCUAGCACGACAACAUGUUGACUCAAAACUAGCAGAACAGCAACAGCAACAACAACAACAAUUGAUGAGGCAACAGCAAGAAGAUCAGAAUUCUGGAUUUACGAGGCCGCCACUGGCGACUAGACCGCUAGGCAUUCACAAAAAUUUCAAUGAAGGCAAAGAACACGUAAAUCAAACUAGACCACUUACUGAGAACAACAAUAGCUACAAAGUUCAAUCACCCCCUCCCCCGACAGAGAGCUUUGUCAAGCACAACGAUCCCACGGAGAAAGAAAAUAAUCCCGAGAUUUCAGAACCACUGCCAAUCCCAAAGCGGACUGGCAGAGCUUCUCUAUGCCCAAUAGCACAAAGAUUUCCAGCAGCUCCAGCUCCACGGCGCAACUCUCUGAUUCCUUUACCCAGUGCACCAGGCUCAGUCAAGUUCACACAACCAUUGUUGCUACCGUUGCAACCAAUCCUCCAAACCAAUAGAGAAGAAGAGUCGGAUGGGGCUGAAGCCAAAAGAGCAGUUCCUGAACCGACACCUUGGGAUAGUCCUAAAGAAUAUAAGAGUGGAGGAAAGAAGCUGAGCAGUGUCUUGAGACGGAGCCUUCAAAAGAGAAUUCAAAUGAGGUCCCCGAUGCAACAACACAUGAGAAGAGGUGGUAUAAACGUGGGGAUGGAAAAAGUUAGAGUUUCUAUUGGAAGUCGAGGGAGGGCAGCUCAUAGAGUACUGCUGGGCAGUGGUAGACGGACAACAACGAAAGAUGUUCAGCAGAAGCAAAGCCAGAGGGAAAAGGAGAAAGGAUGGAAUAUUGGAACAGCGGGCAGAACAGUCGUCUGAAUUUGAACUAACAGUGGAUCAGCAGAGAUGAAAAAAAAUGUAUUAAUUUUUUAGGAUGAUGCUAAUCAUCAUCCGUUUGAGGUCUUGUACCUGUUAACUAUUGGUUUGAUUAUUGUAUAUAUCACUAAAUUAAUUGAUGAUUUGGUAUGAAGGAG
Molecule: messenger RNA, 3829 nt
Organism: Camellia sinensis
Lineage: Eukaryota; Viridiplantae; Streptophyta; Magnoliopsida; Ericales; Theaceae
Product: Di-glucose binding protein with Kinesin motor domain-containing protein
Biological process (GO): microtubule-based movement
Cellular component (GO): microtubule cytoskeleton
Molecular function (GO): microtubule binding; microtubule motor activity; ATP binding
Source: RefSeq, a predicted model, not a curated record